CACCUCGACCAAUUUCCAUCGAAAACAACCUCGGAUGUAUGCCGGUACAUCAGUAGAAGCAGCUCGUAAACUAUUAAAUAUAUAAAUUAAUUGUAGGUUUUUAACGUGUAUUUUGUACAUCAAAGUUUAAAUUGAUUGCCAGCGAAGUGAAUUAUUCAUAAAUGAGCAAUAUUCACAAGAGUAAAGUCAUUAAGUUUAUUAAACUAAAUUGAAAUUACUACGCGAACUUAAAUGAAAAUAUUUCUGACAUUGUAAACCGUCCACGUUUUCGAUGGAAACUGGCCGAGGUGUUCCGAAUGACAUUUUGGUACAGUUUACGUACAGUUGCACUUAUAAUACAACUGUAUCAAUACCAUUGUUUAAAAUCAGUGAUAAUCACUACAAUUAUCAUCAGAAUGCAUGUCAGCAACUGCAUACGAGAUAAAAGGUUACCGUAUACAUUUGAUACAACGUUUAUAACUAAAAUCGCAAUAAAUCAUGCAUCGUACUGGAAGCUCUAAGAUCAGUGUGAUAUUCGGAUUUGGAAUUAUUUUCCUCACUACAUUGUUGGCUGUCGAAACACGACCCUCGGCUGUGGUCGACAAAAUCAAUGGCGAGGGACCUUCGUCAGACGCGCCACCUACAGUCAGCAAUGCGACACAAGUCACUGAUGAAUUCCGAGAUGAUGACUUUGUGGCAGCAUUUGUAAAGAAUCAGAAUGAACCGACGACAGAAACUUCUCAGCCGUUGACAAAAUCAAGAGCUAUUGACACUACACCACCAACAAACGCUACUAGUGCUCAUCCAAGUCGAAAAACACCAAAACAAAUGAUACCAGCUUUUAACCCACUGAACAUAAACGCUAAAGCGUCCAUAAAAAUGGCAAACCCCCUCCAAGUUAUUAAUCCAAAUUCAAUGACGGCAAUGCCAAACACAGAGGAGUCAGCAACCGCUGCAACUACAACACCAGAGCCAACAAACAACAACACUGACACACCAGAGCCAGCAACCGCAACAACUACAGAACCAGAGCCAGCUGCCACACCAACUUCAAAGCCAGAGCCAGCUUCCGCAUCAACAACAAUGAAUACAACGACCGCAUCAACAACAACAACAACAACAAAUAAAACAACCUCAUCACCAACAACAUUUUCAACAACCGCAUUAACAACAACAACUACAACAACCGCAUCAACAACAGCAACAAAAACUACAACAACCGCACCUACAACAACAGCAAAGUCAACAACCGCAUCAACAACAACUACAACAACCGCACCAACAACAACAGCAAAGUCAACAACCGCAUCAACAACAACAACUACAACAACCGCACCUACAACAACAGCAAAGUCAACAACCGCAUCAACAACAACAACUACAACAACCGCACCAACAACAACAGCAAAGUCAACAACCGCAUCAUUAACAACAAAACCAACAACCCCAUUAACAACAACAACUAAAUCAACUACCGCAUCAACAACAACAAAAUCAACAACCGCAACAGUAAAAACACCACGACAUAACAGUGGGUACUAUCUUGACCCCGGGGCUUUCGUUGGUGGUACUGUGUUCGGAAUCAUAGCACUCUAUAUAAUGUACUUUGUGUAUAAGAAAGUGCAGAAUCACCGAUCCAGUGGCUUCCAAUACGGAUUAGUGCAAUAA
Messenger RNA from Mya arenaria, 1647 nucleotides. Its product is annotated as salivary glue protein Sgs-3-like. Lineage: Eukaryota; Metazoa; Mollusca; Bivalvia; Myida; Myidae. The record is from RefSeq and is a predicted model, not a curated record. The coding region runs from base 478 to 1647 and encodes 389 amino acids. The transcript has 2 exons.